Pygocentrus nattereri (red-bellied piranha) is the source of this 2364-nucleotide messenger RNA. Its product is annotated as germ cell-specific gene 1-like protein. The record is from RefSeq and is a predicted model, not a curated record. The transcript is spliced from 5 exons. Gene Ontology annotation, cellular component: plasma membrane. NCBI's taxonomy places the organism in Eukaryota, Metazoa, Chordata, Actinopteri, Characiformes, Serrasalmidae. Bases 936 to 1709 code for a protein of 257 amino acids.
AAAUCCAUUUGAGCAAGGGGCAGAGAUCUGUUUUCUCCUGACAUCUGUCAGCCUCUUAAGCACAUUUCCCAGAGCAGUUUGCCUACAUUUGCAUGGAACAUCCUACAUAAGUCAAUCACUGGGCAAUCGAGUUUGGGCGGAGGGGAUUUGCUUAGCACAUGCCCAAACACAGACACACACGCACACACAAACACAAACACAAAAUCUCUAGGGCUUCUCUGUAGCCUUAUGUUAUGCACUGUGUGGGUUCCCUACUUGAUGUUCAAUAGAUUGUUCUAAUUCCCUUUUAUUACGCCAUCAUAUUAGAACCCAUUGGCAGUUUGAACAACGGUAUGUAAUAUGGAAGUCCUCAGAUGAAUGCUGGCAAGGGCACUGCACCAGAUUGAAGAGUAAUCUUACUGAUAAUCUUUUAUAUUACUAUGCUCACAGAAAUAAGCUACGGGUUUAGAUGGAGCAAUAAAACUGAGCUCUUGCAUGUAAUUUGCCCUUUGUGAUGAUAACAGUAAAAUAUGACAGAGAGGGUGGGUGAGUACACAAGGGGAGAGAGAGUGAGAGAGAGCGAGAGAGGGAGUGAGUAAGGAGUCUGAAAAGAGGAUGUGCAAAGAGAGAGCGAGAGAGAGAUUGGAAAAGGAGGUUGGAAUAAGAGCAAGGGACUCUGAAAGCAAAGCAGAGAAUGAGGACAGCGAAAGGAUCAUCGGGCAGUCCAGCAGUCGGUAUACUUCGGUUUGUCCAGAUUUUUUGUUUAUUUGUCUCAGUGCGUGCAAGCAGCAGCACCAAUAUACGUUAUGCUUAUGUGCAUGCCAUGCCAAACAGCUCUCGCUAAAAGGCAUUUAGAAAGAUUCGGAUGUCUGAAGAGAGGAGCACAGCCAUCACCUAUCAGAAGCCCAAAUUAGUUGGCUCCCCAGGCAGGACCCCCCAGGUCAGGCUGGGGCACCAUGGGGAUAGAGCGAGGUCCAAGAGCCACGCUGGCCUUCACACUCAACUGUGCCGCCUUUGCUCUGGCCGUCUCAGCCGUUACAACCAGCUACUGGUGCGAAGGGACCAGGAAGGUGGCCAAGCCUUUCUGCACAGGACCAGUCAAGGUCAAACAGACAUACUGCAUCCGCUUCAACAGCUCUGACAUCAACAACACGCGUCUGGUGCAGUACAUCUAUGAGACUGGAGAAGAGAAGUUCCUCAUGAGAAAGUUCCACACAGGCAUAUGGUUCUCCUGUGAACAGGCUGUCGACCUAAUAGGAUUUACCUGUAGGGAAUUCCUAGAGAUCACACCAGAUCAUGAAAGAGGGGUGCUAUGGUUGUGCAUUGUUGGCCUUUUUGGAAUGGUGGCAAAUAUGAUGUUCACUACAGCUUUCCAGCUUGCAGUCAUCAUGGGUCCAGAAGACUGGAAACCUAAAACCUGGGACUACAGCUGGUCCUAUCUUUUGGCCUGGGCCUCCUUCGCUACCUGUAUGGCCUCAGCUGUCACCGCCCUUAACCAUUACACCAAGACCAUCAUCCAGUUCAAGUUCAAGCGGCGGAAUAUCGAGAAAAACCUACGGAUCAAGCAGAAGCUUCUAGAGCUGGACAUCCCUGAAGGCUUAUGGGACGUUUAUCUGACCUCAGACUCUGAUCCUGCAGACCUCCACAUUGACUUGCCAGUGAAUGGCAUCAAACCACUCUGUUCUCCGGUCCCCACAGCACUGGACUCACAGGGGGAAGAAUACUGCUAAGGCUCUGCGCUCUUUCUUUCCUCUCAUGCACAACCAAAUGUGAAUUUCUAAGUAAAACAUUAUAAAUCAACAAACCUGCAUUAAUAAAACCAGAUUUGGUUAAGACUAUAUUGUGCUAUUUUGACGGUUCUUGUUAUGCGUUUUACUAUUUACGUGAGUGUGCUGUAUUUUAUGACACUGUGUGUACUCUUUUAAGGGCUUACAUUGCUAAAUUAAUCAGAUUCUGGCAUGCAAAACACCUGCUCUAAAAAAAAAACUUAGAAAUGAUAAUGACAAUGAAAGAUACACAUGCAUGCCAUCCCCUUGAGGUGUUGUUUAAUUAAGUGUACUGAUAUAUUAAGGUUGUGUUAUUUUAUUAUUAUUUAUUUGUAUGUAUUAUUUUAUUGUACUUAUUUUUGCAUGACCAUAUCUCUUUCAAACAUUUCAUCCACUGCUACUGUUUCCAGCGUGCCAUUUUAACCAUUUCUGACUAGGCAUUUGAUAUUGCAAAAUUAUCACAGUGAAAGCAAUACCAGUUUCCACAUGCUUAGGUAAGGCUGCCAUCUACUGGAUAUACACUUCAGUGCCUCUGGCUUUGGGACCCGUGCAGCAGCAAGGGUCUGUUAUAAUACACUGCAACGUUUGGUAUGAAAUAAAUAAUUCACUGACAACCUAA